UCGGAGCCAAGACAGUUCUAUGGGGACUGUUUUGUGGAGUGGAAUGUGAGGGCGCCAUUAGAGGUGAUAAACGAAGCUUAUGAAGGACAAGAAGAAGAUGAACGGGAAUAUGCAGAGGAGGAGAGAAAUGAAGCUUUUGGGGUUAUUGAGAGGUAUGCGUCAUUGUCCAUGUACUACCCAAAAACUGAUACAGAUAGCUCAUACGCUGGCAAUUCACCAGUCAUCGAAAAGUGGUAUUCGCCAGAGAAUGUGCGUUUCCGGUGGGACGACAACGAAGAUGGAGAAGAGUUGAUAGAGAUUGAAUUGGAUUGCAAAAGAAAGAAAAUAAAAUAA
Capsicum annuum is the source of this 333-nucleotide messenger RNA. RefSeq lists its product as uncharacterized. The transcript has a single exon. NCBI's taxonomy places the organism in Eukaryota, Viridiplantae, Streptophyta, Magnoliopsida, Solanales, Solanaceae. The record is from RefSeq and is a predicted model, not a curated record. The annotation marks the transcript as partial.